AUGGCGUCCCCUUCGAAUCAACCAGCUCCGACUCGGGAGCCGACACCAGGUCCGGCACCCUCUCAGCAGAACCCAACUCCCCCUCCCUCCACACCCCCUGCUCCGCAGCCCACACCCAGCCCCCAGCCUUCAGAGUCGCCAAAGGACUCUCCGCAGCCAAACCCAUCCACCCCUCCUGCACAGCCGGAGCCCUCGAGUCCACCGAACCAACCUCAGCCUCAACCCCAACCCCGUCCUUCAGGCAACAACCCUCCACCCGCCCCUGAUAGUUCUUCAGCGCCCAACUCGCCUCCCUCCCAAAGCCAGAACCCAAACCCAAACCCUCAAACCCCUUCGCCGGGAGCUACGCAGACUGCAUCCCCCGAUAACACGAGAACAGUAAUCAUCACUUCCACCGCAGAGCCAUUUCCGUCCGCCGGUGACAACCAAUUCCCCGGCAUGACCAAUUCCACUCCACCAUCGGCACUUCCCACCAGUUCCACUGCCGCCCGACCCUCUGGAGGCCUCCCUCCCAGCGGCGCCAUCGUGCUCGCCGUCGUCGUCCCCAUGGUCUCAAUAACAGCAAUCAUCCUCGUCCUGCUCUGGUGGUGGCGGCGACGCAAAGCAGCCAAACUCGCCGAGGAAGAGCGCAAACAGGAAAUCGAGGAAUACAGAUUCAACCCCAACCACGACCCAACCUUGCCGUCCGUCGGCCUGGCUGGCGGCAAUUACGACGACAUCGUGGGCAUGAAAGACGGGAACGGUGGCGGAUAUCGCGGCUGGGGCAACACCACCACCGCCGCCGCAGCCACCACCACCACCACCACCACCUCGCGAAAGCGCUCGACAAAUCCCUCCAGCGGCGCAGGUGGCUUGAACGUCUCCGACAACGGCAGCAACCAAGGCCCACCUCGCAACGUAUCCCCCGUCGACGACUCCAUCCCCUACGAAGAUGACCACAGACCGAUAUCGGGCGACUACUCAUCCCUCGACCCUGUCGCCGCAGGUACUGCAGGCACCGCAGGUGUUCCUCUAGCUCCCAACGCCAAUAACCGCAGCCAGAACAUCCACCGCGGCCUCUCGAAUGCCUCCUCCGCCUAUUCCAUGGCUGGCCACUCGGAUAUCUCAGAUGAUCUGCCCAUCCCCGGCGUGGCGCCUGGCAACGCCCAGUACUAUGACGAGGCGACGUAUUAUGCCGCGGAAGGGGGCCAGCAUGGCGGGCCGUUUGUAGAUAAUCCGUAUGGUGGGGGCCCCCCUGUUAUUCGGGAUGUGCAGGCGAGGCGGAAUACCCGGAUUGAGAAUCCGUCUGUGUUUCCGCAGCAGGGGAAUGCGGGAAUAUCGCAGAAUUUUUAG
This is a messenger RNA of Paracoccidioides lutzii Pb01, 1332 nucleotides long. RefSeq lists its product as hypothetical. The transcript is spliced from 2 exons. The record is from RefSeq and is a predicted model, not a curated record. The coding region runs from base 1 to 1332 and encodes 443 amino acids.